This is a messenger RNA of Lindgomyces ingoldianus, 3369 nucleotides long. RefSeq lists its product as uncharacterized. The record is from RefSeq and is a predicted model, not a curated record. The transcript is spliced from 11 exons. Lineage: Eukaryota; Fungi; Ascomycota; Dothideomycetes; Pleosporales; Lindgomycetaceae. The coding region runs from base 1 to 3369 and encodes 1122 amino acids.
AUGGCGACAAAAGAUGAGGAUCAAGUCCCGGGUCUGGGCCAAGGUCCAGAUCCAUCGCAUCUGAUGUCACCAGAGCUUUUUGAUGAGUUUAUAGCACUGCAAACUCGUCAGUGGAAAGAGCGGGUUGAAUUUGAGGCUAGACAACAACGAGAAUGGUUGGAUCUUCGGGCAAGACAAGUAGGAGAGGGGAAUCAGACGGCGCUGGAUCCGACGACCCAGCCACAGAGUAGAACCAUCGUACGAGCAACGCCCUCCGUGCAAUCUCCAACAAACAUAUCGAUACUAGCACCGCAGCCAGUUCAAGAUUCACUCUCUCAAGCAAAUACCAAAUCCCGAGUGCCCCCACCGGCUUGCUGUCCGAAUAUCUCCAAAGGUGCUAAAUCUAUCGAUCUAUGUGAUUCAGAAUCGGCAGACAAUGAAGAUCUUAGUGAUGUUGCGACUCCAACGCAGAUACAGAAAUCAGGUCAAUCAGCGACUCAAGAUUGGCAAGCGGGCAAGACAGCCAAUACCAGAAAUCUAGUAAGCGUUUCAAGUAUCGACAAACCGCGAGGGCAAGGCCACAAUAGCCUCAACGACCAGGAUCAGGUCGUUCUCCAAGACUUAUUGAGGCCCUCUAGUAUUUCCAGACAACAAGGACAGAGCGACAGCCAACUUCCUCGGCUCAACGAGAUUGAACUCUUCAACCCUAUCAAGCCGGGAGGGAAGGAACAAAAUCAACAGGUAGUGAAAGCCUACCUGCAUGCUUCAGCGCCAUGCAACAAUACCAUCCAGCUAUUCCCAAGGCAGACACCACGACAGUCUCCCGCAAAAGCUUCGCCAGUUCAGAAACAAAGCCACCGAAAAGGACCACUGCAACCAGACCCGAGGCCAGAAGUUAGCAUGAAUGUCUUUUAUGAGCAAGUUAACAACCGAUCCGGAAUCGUAAGAGAUCCGCCUUCUCUACCACGUAAUCCAAGCCUUCUUUCGCUUCAAACCCAACAAAAGAACGGUGGCUUCAUCCGAAAUGCUCUGAAGGAUGGAGGAAGUCAGAUUUGGUUCCCUGAGAUACAGAGUAUUCUUCAAAAUUACAACCCUCAUAGUGUACAACGAGAUGUAGAGUUGAUAGAUAGGAUCUCAGAUAUCAAACCAAGCCGCCGAGCGGAUUCUCCCGUGCAUAUAUCUGCACUGUUGGCGCUACAGAAGAGGAGGGACUCCAGGGCGCAAAGCGACAGUAUGCAACUAGAGACGACUCAAUGUCAACCUUGUAUGGGCACUGUUUAUGAUCCAGUCACUCCGCCUGGCCACCUCUCGUCUGCCGAACAACGUUCAAAAAUCCGAGAGCUGGGUGGACAGCUUCGGGGCACUUGGGGUGAGAAGCCUCAUCCUCCGCGAUCUUAUCCAAGCACGCCACCUUUAUACACACAGGACCUCCCUCUCCUUGAUCGUGAGAUGGCUAUGCACCUAUCGCAGUCUGAGGAGAAACAGUCUGUUCUAGUCAAGGCCAAAGUCUCGAAAGGACUCAGUGAUACCAUAACCUCACUUUCCAGUAUACCAGCGCCACCAAGGGCUCCACAAAACGCGCCUUCAAACCUACAAACUUCACCACCCAGCACACCAAAGGUUCAGCGAGCUAUCUCACCACCCCCACAAUUCAAGACCCCGGCUGUCCCAAAGAUCGUCUUCCCAAACAAUGCCACAUCUGAGCUUACACAGCGACGCCGUAUGAGAGAAGCCUCUAUCGCAUCUCAAAAUUCGGGGUUUUCAACACUCUCGCAAACUACCAGCGCAUCGCAGAGCCGGAAAAGGAAGAAUACAAUUAAUCUCAGCGACGACGGGUCUGAUUCCGUGCUUUCACGAUCGGCUUCACCAGCUAACAGCAAUGCAAACGAGGUGCUAAAAACCUUGGCUACAAUUACACCUCCAGCUACCAAGAAAACGAAAACAGAGACAGGAGCAGCACACCGGAAAGGCGUUGCCCGGGUGGUCAAGAGGCAGACAGUUGCUCCCACGACACCGACAAAACCUAAGGCCAGGAUGACGACGCCAGCAGCACCUAGGGCCCCUGUGGCGAACAGGAAUCGGGACUUUAACAACAUGCAAGUGCAAAGCCCAGGCUCGCCGUCUGUUCGCGCUUGCUCCAAAGCGGCCGUUAAACUAAGUCACCGAGCAAAUCCCUCCAGCAGACCAACUGAAACCCCAGUGUCCCCACCCACGCCGAAUCUAUACAGUCCUUCUGGCCGCCAAAUGCGAAUAGCCGGCGCUCAAGCUAGAGCUAGAAUUCGAGAAGCAGCGAAAGAGCUGGCGGAGGCUCAACAGCAUGCUGGAUUCGCACGCGUGGAGGAUAUGGAGGCGGGGAUGAGGAGCGUCAGCUUGACUGCUUCUCGGAGGGUUCAACGCCGUCAGAUGGGCGGAGCGAGUGAGGGUGAGGGUGGUGAGGAUGAUAGUGGAUGUGUGUAUGACAGGACGGCGUGGCAAGAAGGCUAUGGGGAUGGGGGAUCAGGAGCUGGAAGGAGAUUAAUAUGGGGGGGGUUGGAUGUUCAGCACCUCAGCUCGUUCAAGAUGGAGAAUGAGGUGGUUUUUAGUGUUAAUGAGGAGAUGGCAGACGAUUCUGGGAGUGCUGAACAGCAUACAGAAUGUUGGCUGUGGGAACAAGACCAGAGAUUGGAGUUCCGCUUGGUAGGGCUGGGGUCCAAGCCGCCGAGUUUGUUUCUGGCUUUUACGGUCUUCUUUGUAUUCAUACAUCCAUUUGCGGGAGGAGGUAUUGUAGCCGGACACCAAGGCUUGAAGUUGGCAUGCGGUCCCGCAAGAUUAUAUUCCCAGAGCAAGUCGCUCCAUCCCUUCCUUGCAGAUAACUAUAUAAAACCACGGUUGAAACUGAUUGAUGCGAAAUCCUUGACGCGGAGCAUGGAAUACCCAGAACCUUGUGUUAACGAUACGACAGCCACCAUCCACUUGCAACUAAAUACAAGAUAUGAGCCUUUCUUGAAUUCUCUAGUCUCUUGGGAUCUAUUAAGUUAUACUUUGCGACAUGCUAUGCUCCCCACUAAGAAUACAAAUGACGAGAACGCCUGUUGGCGUUUAGGAAGAUGCGAGAUUAGCUACACCCGCCAAAGCAGGCUGUGGGUACAGGUAGCACUAGCAUUUUUCCUCCACAAUAGAGUGUCCUUCUGUAUUAGCGUCUUACGUUAUGCCCUUCCACCUCCCCCAAGUGACCCUCGGUGUGGCAGUUACAAGCACAGCUACAAUUCCCAACCACCUACUCGACUCCCAAACCAGUUGAACAAAGUCGCCGAUAUGAGAGUCAAGUCCUUGGUCAACACCUCAAUAUCUGAGGCAUGUCUUCGAAGGCAGGAUCGGAUCGACUCCGAUUUUGAGUAUGUUCAAUAUUAG